This is a messenger RNA of Acaulospora colombiana, 241 nucleotides long. Lineage: Eukaryota; Fungi; Glomeromycota; Glomeromycetes; Diversisporales; Acaulosporaceae. The record is from the annotation of a GenBank genome assembly.
AUGGGUGAAACUGAAGUACCAUUAAAACUUUUCGAGGAAUACAUCGAUGAAUUAAGAGAAGUCUUUACAGCAGAAAGAUAUCAUUUACUGGAGAAUAACUGUAACACGUUUACAAAUAAAGUUUGUCAAUUCCUAACCGGAAAGUCUAUCCCUGAUUACAUUAUUGAUUUACCGGCUAAUUUUUUGAGUACACCUUUGGGGCAACAAUUUCGUCCGAUGUUAGAAUCAAUGUAUGGUCCAA